Messenger RNA from Strongylus vulgaris, 705 nucleotides. The record is from the annotation of a GenBank genome assembly. Lineage: Eukaryota; Metazoa; Nematoda; Chromadorea; Rhabditida; Strongylidae.
GCCAAUUCGGAUGCUGCCCUGAUGGAAAGACCCCAGCUAGAGGAUCGCACAAAGAAGGUUGCCCAUGUCAGUAUACUAGAUAUGGAUGCUGCCCAGAUGGAGAAACUACAGCACUGGGACCAAGAAAUGACGGAUGUGAUGACUGCAGAUAUGCGAAGUUGGCUUAUUCUUGAAGUUGAAAAAAGCCUCUUAAGGCUUUUUUUAAUUAUGAAAUUACCUCUUUUUAAUAAGGCGAAAAUUUUCAUAAAAUUGUAUGGCUGCUGUCCAGAUGGCGAAAGUAAAGCCAUUGGCCCCGACUAUGCUGGAUGUCCAUCUACAACUUUGGCGCCGUUCCUUCUUGGCGGAACUGUUGCUCCAUCAAAAAUCUCAUCAUGCGCUCUGCCACAAGAUCAGGGAGCAGUGUGUGCUUCUGGUUAUAAACUGGUAUGGUACUAUGACACCACCGAAGGACGUUGUUCACAAUUUUGGUAUGGAGGUUGUGAGGGUAAUGACAACAGGUUUGCCACUAAAGAGCAAUGUGAGACGAUAUGCGUUGAGCCACCUGGUAUCGGGCGAUGCUACUUGCCUAAGAUCGAGGGACCAUUGAGAUGUGACGUUCCACAGGCUAGAUAUUGGUACGACUACAAUACCAAGCAAUGCGCUGCCUUCUGGUGGCGAGGAUGUCAUGGUAAUGCCAACAACUUCGGCUCGUGGGAAGAAUGUAGU